Molecule: messenger RNA, 6971 nt
Organism: Gamsiella multidivaricata
Lineage: Eukaryota; Fungi; Mortierellomycota; Mortierellomycetes; Mortierellales; Mortierellaceae
Product: CCR4-Not complex component, Not1-domain-containing protein
Exons: 8
Coding region: 361-6813 (2150 amino acids)
Biological process (GO): nuclear-transcribed mRNA catabolic process, deadenylation-dependent decay
Cellular component (GO): CCR4-NOT core complex; P-body
Molecular function (GO): molecular adaptor activity
Source: RefSeq, a predicted model, not a curated record
GUCGUUGUGUUUGCGCGUGUAUGUUGUGUAUGUGCCAUUGCUUGCCAACCCAUCGCCCUGUUCCCUGUGGUUGCUUUCAUUGCAGGAAAGCUGAUCGAAUCCCUAGACUGAUACGUGGACCAUUCCGAGGAUCUCUUCAUUGACUCGAAAAGUGCUGUGUCAUUAACGCCUUCUCUUUCUAUUCUUCUGCACACCGAUCCUGCUCUUCGCAGUUUGAGUUUUCUUCUCUGUUAAUACAAAAUACAUCUCUACGCCGCUCCUCAAACGUCUAUUAUAUAUUGUUUUCCUAUUUCUUCUUGAUCUCCAUCCAUCUUACCUUCCCCCCUCCUGGAGUGCGCAUCAUGUACUCUUGUUCUCAGCAUGAGCUCUGAAGAUAAACCAUCCAACUCGAUUCAACCCAUACCACCCUCGUCCAGGUUGAGUCUCCCCUCCAGGAAGUCCAGUUUCCUGACAAUCGUAAAGGCCCAGGUUGCCGUCCUUCUCUCGACCCUUUCCGAGAACACGUACGCCAAAAGUGUCGGUGAAAUCCGCUCGCUUAUCGAAGAAAACGGUAAACCGGUCUACCUGCAUCUUAUCAGGCGUCUCGUCCAAGCGUGGCGAGCAGGACAGGGAUCACAAGCAAGCAGCAACUCAUCCAUCCACAAGCUCCUUAUUGAGCGGCUCCAGGUCCUUACCAAGACUCAAUCCUCCGCUUCUCUCUUCUGCGAAGCCAUCAGCUCAUCUGAAAAAAGCGAAGUCAUCAAGAGCUUUGAUUUCGAGGCGUUCAUCAAGAAUUUGCCUUUGGAGCCCGUCGAGAAGAUCCGUCUAGGACUCGCAGUUCUACAAUCACCUAAGCCUGAACUCGUCGCGCAAGCCGAACGCGUUAUUCAGUCGAAUACAGUUUCUCUCAAGGAACAGCUUUCAUCCCCUGAUCUACUGUUGGACUUUGUUCGAUCACUCGACGCAUCGAUUUACAAGUUCUGGAACGAGCCCAACGAUACUGUCACUACCCUCAUAAACACCCUUUACAACAACAACAUCCCCAACAACAUUACCGCAACAAUCAAGGAGAUUCGUGACAUGAACGACAACUCAGAGUCAGCAGCCUUGGCCAAGGCCAUGCGAGAGGCAGGACCCUCCUGCUGCAAAAACGCGUCGUCCGUGAAUGAUGUUAUGCGCCAAGCCGGAUACGACAGUUCAAAGGCACCAGGCGAACAAGACAUUGCACGUGUGCUGGGAAUGAUGAUCUCGAGACAGGCAAGACCCAGCAGCGAGAACGCAUGGGACUUUAAGGUCUUUGCCACAGCAUUGAACAGAAAUACUGUCGAUUGGAUCAGGGUCAUCCACGCCUUGGAUUAUCCCGAUUUCAGGGUCACUGAUGCCGCCGGAUUUGAGUUUAUCGUCACUGCGUUCAGAACUGCUGAGAAGAAUGGACGUCUCUUCCCGCUGGAGGCCCUCUGGGGACAAUGGAAUAAUGUUGAGGCACAAAUAUCGCUUUUGAGAGAGCUCGUCGCUGCCCCUGUAAAGUUGCUGGAGCAGGAGUGGGCAGUAUCACCUCGAAUCUUUACCCGGGAUCAAUUCUCUCAGGCGAGUCCUGAUGUUCAAGCGCACGCAUCGGUGGAGCUGGAGUCCAGCGUCUGGAACUGUAUCCCCCUCGUCGAGACUCUGAUGACGCUCGCAGACAAUGAAGUGCAUGACGAUGUCAAGCCUAUUUUGGACUCUGGCUUGAAGUCGAACACAGAACUGCUAUUCCUCGGUUUUGUUCAGCUGAAGGUCCCAUGGAGCUCGUUGCAUCAGGAUCUUGUUUCCAAACUGCUUCAUGUUUAUCUGACCGGGGCAGGUAUCAUCCCCCAGUUUGUCCAAACUCGCCUCUGGCAGGUGAACCAAGGCCUCUUCGUCUCUGGAUUGUUAGAUCUCUACGAUCAUGACCGGUUGUCGUUAACAAAGAUCCUUAAGAUCACGGAGGAUCUCUCGAUAUUGAACAAGGUUCUCGAGGUGAAGUCGUUCGUUUUUGCAAUUGAUCUGGCCGUACUUGCUUCCAGCCGCAACCUGCUGGCCCUGGACAAGUGGCUGCAGAACCGAAUCCAAGCUGGUCAAGACAUUUUUGUCAGGGCAUGCUUGGACUAUCUUAGUGAAAGGAUUGUCAAUGACUCACGACAGAACGCUCCCGCAAAUAAGGAACUGCCAGUGGAGACAAUUGCCGUUUUUUUACAGGUCCUUCUUGGAAGCUCCAUUUCGCCAGAAAACUCGGCAGUAUUAAAGAGCGUGCACAGCGCCUGUCUUCAGCUUCACCCUCAACUCGCCAACGCCACCCCAGCAAUCGAAGGAGGCGCCACUGGAACGGAAACCUCGUUUUCUGCAGAUGUUGAGGAGACAACAAACGAGUACUACAAGCGCAUCUAUCGAGGCGAUAUUUCGAUUCCAGAGAUUGUCGAUCUGUUGCAGCAGUUCAAGAACUCGUCUGAUCCUCGUGAACAGGACAUCUAUGCGUGCAUGAUCCACGACCUGUUUGACGAAUACCGUUUCUUCUCUACCUAUCGCGAGAAGGAGCUGUCAAUUACCAGCGACCUGUUCGGAGCGUUGAUUCAGCACCAAUUGGUGUCAUAUAUUCCUCUUGGCAUUGCCCUGCGCUAUGUGUUGGAUGCCUUGCGAAACCCACCAGGAUCAAAGAUGUUCAACUUUGGCGCGCAGGCCCUGAGUCGCUUCCAAUCCCGUCUUCAGGAAUGGCCCACCUACUGCUCUCAUCUCUUGCAGAUCUCACAUCUCCAACAGGUUCACCCGGAGAUCGUGCGCUACAUCCACUCGAUACUCCCUUCAGCAACAGCCGCUGCGCAGGACGGUUCCAAUCAAUCGAUGGACUUGGUCUCCUCAGCACCCCCUCAGCAGCCAGCCGCCCAGGAGGCCCAGCGACAGGUCGUCCCGCCAGUGCAAACCUCUAUAGCAUCCUCACAACCGGCUGCGCCUCCAGUCUUCACCUCUCUCAAUGUGGACACCCUGCUUGUCGGACGAGAUGACAUUGACUAUGAGACGCCAAACGAGCAGACACAAGACAAGAUUCUCUUUAUCGUCAACAAUGUCUCGCAAACCAACAUUGAUACCAAGUUGGCGGAGAUGAAGGAGCUUCUUCGAGAAAGUGCUUAUCGCUGGUUCAGCAACUAUAUUGUGGUCAAACGCGCAAGUAUCGAGCCCAACUAUCACGUCCUGUAUCUCCAGUUCUUGGAUGGACUUCAGAGUCCCUUGCUCUACCGCCAUAUUCUGCACGAGACGUAUGCAAACAUCAAGAUUUUGAUCAACUCGGAAAAGACUGUUCAAUCAUCCUCGGACCGAACACUUCUCAAGAACCUCGGAUCCUGGCUCGGAGGUAUGACUUUGGCUCGAAACCGACCGAUCAAGCACAAGAAUCUUGCAUUCAAGGAGUUGCUGAUCGAGGGCUACGACAGCAACAGGUUGAUCGUCGCCAUUCCAUUUGUCUGCAAGGUCCUGGAACAAUGCAACAAGAGCAAGGUCUUUAGGCCACCCAACCCUUGGCUGAUGGCCAUUAUGCGUCUUCUCGUGGAGCUUUAUCAAUUUGCUGACCUGAAGCUGCACCUAAAGUUCGAGAUCGAGGUUCUCUGCAACAGCUUGACCUUGGACCUGAAGGAGAUCGAGCCCACAAGUAUUUUGAAGGACAGACCACCCCAGGAGUUAGUGGGGCACUCCGCAACACUUACACAGGACUUUGAACGCCUUUCGAUGGGUGGCUAUGCCCCGUCUGCUAGAAUGCCUGUCCAGGCUGCAGUCCCUGCGACAGCUACAACGACCCAGCAGGAUACUUCGGUGGAAAUGGUUCCCAACCUGGCAGCAUUUGUGACUUUCAAUCCACCUGCCUUCUACAGUGAACGUCCAGCGCUCAAGCGUCUUGUGCACAUUGCAAUUGAUCGUGCUGUUCGUGAGAUUGUCGCUCCCGUCGUCGAUCGCUCUGUCACAAUCGCUGGCAUCUCUACCCGUGAGAUGGUUAUCAAGGACUUUGCGAUGGAGCCCAACGAGGAGAAAAUGCGCAAGGCGGCUCACUUGAUGGUGCAGAACCUUGCUGGCAGUCUUGCUUUGGUCACUUGCAAGGAGCCUCUCCGUGUCAGCAUGGCCAAUAUUAUCCGCACUCUCUUCCUUCAGAAUGGAUUUACUGACCAGAACAUGCCGGAGCAAUCGAUUCUGAUGACCGUGAACGACAACUUGGAUCUCGCCUGCUCGGUCAUUGAGAAGGCCGCGAUGGAGAAGGCCAUUCCAGAGAUAGAGGAAAGCCUUGCCAACGCCUUCAGCGCCAGGAAGAAACACCGCGAACGUACUGGUCAGCCCUACUACGACAUGGCUACUUAUCAGUCCUCCCGUUACCCUGCCAGUCUUCCCGAGGCUCUUCGAAUCAAACCCGCGGGGCUUACACCUCAGCAGUUGCGCGUCUACGAGGACUUUGCACGUCUGCCACGUCAGGCAGCCAUACUUCCUGUGUUCGAUGCUGACAGAGGCGUCCGCACACCUCUUAACGCCAAGGUCGAUGCUGGCCAAGCGUAUCCCUUCCAUACCAACGAGCUCACGUACAACAACACACCUAUUCCAUUGUCGGCCCACCAGGCUUUGGAAAAGUUUGUUCAGAUCAUUAGCGAACUCGACAAGUUGAUCAGCCUUUCUCCUUCAAUGCCACUUACCGCGCUCCCUCCUAAUCACGAGGUCAAGGUGUUGGCUCGUCUUGUUCCCCUAAUUCCGGCACAGUCCUUUAGCCCCGAUGAGACGGCACUGACGUUCUCGCAAAAGAUCGUCCAACUCCUUUACAAGACGGACCAGGUUCUGUCGCGAGAUGUGUAUGCGGUUCUGCUCGAGCAACUAUGUGCUCUUUCAAGCAAAGUGGCGAAGGAGGUGACUGAAUGGCUUAUAUAUGCCGACGACGAGCGUAAGUUCAACGUUCCAGUCACCGUAACCCUUAUUAGAGCUGGAUUGGUGAGCUUGGUGGACCAAGACAUCCAGCUGGCUCGUUUGAUUGAGAUUGGUCGUCCUGGAGUGGUCGAAUACACUAUCAAGUUGAUCCGGGAGUGCGUCUUGAGCGAGCAGCCCUGCGCCAGCCGCAACGAAUUCAUCAACUCGCUCAAUGUCCUCAACCGUUUGACACAGCGCGGUGGCAAGACUGUGGAGCCAAUUGUUCUGCUGAUCGAAGACAUUCGCAGGCGUGCUCAAGUCCCGCGCGAGACUGCUAAGGAUGUGGACAACUCUGUGUUGCGCGAGCAGUUGGCUUUCAUCUUUGCGGAGUGGAUCCGCGUGUACCAGUUGCCGACUUCGAAUGACAAGGAUUACGGAGCAUUUAUCAACUCGAUUCAGCAGCAGGGCGUUUUGAAGGGCGAGGAGAUUUCGUCAUUGUUCUUUAGGGUGUGCACGGAGAUGAGUGUCGAGAGCUACAUCAAGUACAAAGUUACGAACACUGCGGCAGCAUACCAAGGCGUCGAUGCCUUUGUCAAGUUGAUUGUCACCCUCGUCAAGCACUACUCCGAUCCCCAAGGCGUGAAUCACAGCGGCGCAAAGGUCACCUACCUUACCACGCUUCUCUCGAUCAUUGUCCUGGUCUUGGCCCAGGCCCAUGAGCAACGUCGUGGGCAAUUCAACCAGAAGCCUUUCCUUCGCCUGUUCUCUGGCCUGUUGACAGAGAUGAUGACCUCGUACGAGUCGAGCCCUGGCAUGUAUUUCCAGAUUUUGACAGCCUUUAGCAACACUUUCCACACACUGCAGCCGCUUGUCUUUCCUGGAUUCACGUACGGCUGGCUGUCUCUGAUCUCGCAUCGCGCGUUCAUGCCCAAACUGCUACUGGCUGAGAACGGCAAGGGAUGGGCGUCAUUCCAGAAGCUGCUUGUUUGCCUCUUCCGAUUCUUAGCCCCGUUCUUGAUCGGAGGAGAGAUGCGCGACACGACUCGAGCUCUGUACAAGGGUACGCUUCGCGUGCUUCUGGUGUUGUUGCACGACUUCCCCGAGUUCCUGUGCGACUAUCACUUCAGCUUUUGUGAUGUGAUCCCAAAUACCUGUAUCCAACUACGCAAUUUGAUCUUGAGUGCGUUUCCGCGCAACAUGCGUCUGCCCGACCCCUUCACGCCGAACCUGAAGGUCGAUCUGUUGCCCGAAAUUCACCAGCCUCCACGCGUCCUUUCCGAUUACACGAGUAGCUUGUCGGUCAGCCUGAAGAGAGACGUUGACAUGUAUCUCAGAACGCGCGAACAUGCAACAUUCCUCGACAACCUACGUGAGAUCUUGGCGAUCGAUCACAACAACCAGGAUCUGUACUCUGGUGGAUCCAAGUACAAUGUUCCAAUGAUAAACUCGUUGGUUCUGUACGUCGGCAUCAGCGGCAUUGCACAGUUGCAUGCCUCGAAAUCGGAGGAAAACAGUAGCACUGAUAGCAGCAACAUGUCUGUGUCGUUACCCGAGGCAGAAUUGUCGUCGCCAUCGCCGAUUGCGCAGACAGCAUCAAUGGAUAUCUUCCAGAAGCUGCUGACGGAGCUGGACUCUGAGGGUCGAUACCUGUUCUUGAGCGCGAUUGCCAAUCAGCUGAGAUACCCUAAUUCGCACACGCACUAUUUCAGCCGUGUACUACUCUAUCUCUUUUUCGAGGCCAACCAGGAGACGAUCAAGGAGCAGAUUACAAGGGUGUUGCUGGAGCGUCUGAUUGUGAAUCGUCCACACCCUUGGGGCCUUUUGAUCACGUUUAUUGAGCUGAUCAAGAAUCCACGCUAUGCAUUCUGGGAUCAUGCCUUUACCAGGAUCGAUCCUGACAUUGAGAAGCUGUUCGACUCAGUGUCGCGUUCCGUCAAGCGAUCCGCGUAAAGGACAUAUCCUUCUUUCGUUUUAACUUAACCAUCAUACGUGGCUAUUUUUCUCCUCAUCAUUUAUUUCUUCAACCUGUAUCAUACACCAACGUUGUUCAAGAACAGUUUUUUUUUUUUUUUUGCAGUCAGUCAGUCAGUCAGUCAGUCAGUCAGUCA